Messenger RNA from Adineta ricciae, 1374 nucleotides. The record is from the annotation of a GenBank genome assembly. NCBI's taxonomy places the organism in Eukaryota, Metazoa, Rotifera, Eurotatoria, Adinetida, Adinetidae.
AUGAGCUUAGCUAAUAAUACCACAUUAAAGAAGACUUCGUCAUCUGGUACAACUGAUUCGCCUUAUCUUGGCUCGAAAAUUAGUCUUGUAUCCAAAGCUAAAAUUCGUUAUGAAGGUAUUCUCUAUACAAUCGAUGCCAACGAAUCGACUGUAGCACUUUCCAAAGUGCGUUCGUUCGGUACUGAAGAUCGUCCAACCGAUCGACCAGUGCCAGCUCGGGAUGAAAUCUUCGAAUAUAUUAUCUUCCGUGGUGCUGAUAUUGAAGAUCUUCAAGUUCGUGAACCACCACAAACUUCAGUGACUCAAGAUCCCGCCAUCGUCGAAUCAUCUGCCUUCUCCGAUAAUUCUCGUUCAAACACAAUUGGAACGAACACCAAUCUCGGAGGAUUAUCACAAAAUGGUCAAACACGUUUAUUAUCAAACCGUGGCACUAUGCCAUCACCACCUCAUCGUCAAGGCUCUGGCAAAGGUUUCAAAUCUUUUGAACCAUACCGUCAAAUGAACUUCAACCAACGUUCAUCAAGACAAUUCAACCAACAAUCACCAUUAGCUCAAUACGAUGGUCAAGAUUAUGCUUAUGGCAACCAACGACGCGGCCGACAACAAGAUUAUUACAACGAUUAUUUACCAUCGCGUCGCGGUAAUGGUUAUGGUGAAUGGGCUCCACGUCAAUCACAACGUUUUUCAAGACCAAUGCAAAACUUUAACGAAGGCCGAUUCUAUCCAUCAAGACGCCAACCAUCAUCCGGAAGAUUCAGUUAUCGUCCACGACGCAAUUCAACUGGUGGUAUGCCAAACAACCAACAAGCAUCACGUGCCAGUCGUCAACAACGUGAACGUACAGUUGGACCAAAAGCAUCAACAUUGAAAUUUGUUGGCGACUUCGAUUUCGAAAAAUCCAAUGCUGAAUUCGAUAAGAAUGCUAUUGAAGACGAAAUCAAGAAGAGUUUAUCAAUUAAACCAACAAAAAGCGAAACAACCAGCGAUUCGCCCAAGAGUGAACAAGAUAAAGAAAAUCAACCAACAAUGUCAUCAUCAACGCAAUCCGAAACUCAAGAAAUCAAUCCUGAUGGUUAUUAUGACAAACAAAAAAGCUUCUUUGAUCGCAUCUCAUGCGAAUCAACCACCAAAGAAAAAACAAAUACCCGACGCAACUGGAAUGAAGAACGUCGUGUUAAUGCUGAAACCUUCGGUUUGAAAUACCGUCCAACACCUCAAGCUGGAAACCAACGAUCAGGCUAUCGACGAACUAAUGGUCGCUAUCCCCGCACAAGCAAUGGUGGCUAUAGCAAUGGUGGCUAUGGCAAUGGUGGUUAUAGUAAUCGCAAUGGCAUGUACUACGGUAACUUCAACAGCCGAGUACGAGCUUAUUAA